This is a messenger RNA of Oppiella nova, 562 nucleotides long. The record is from the annotation of a GenBank genome assembly. NCBI's taxonomy places the organism in Eukaryota, Metazoa, Arthropoda, Arachnida, Sarcoptiformes, Oppiidae.
UGUGGUGCGUAAUCCAAAAGACACGUGCGUGUCCUACUACCAUUUCCAUCGCAUGACCUCGUACCUGGGUAAGUAUUCAGGCACGUGGGAUCAAUUUGCCAACCUAUUCCUGGCCGGGCACCUGGUCUACGGGGACUGGCUGUCCCAUGUGGAGGGCUAUUGGCGGUUACAGCGCCAGAACCCCCGCAAUGUACUGAUAAUAUCGUACGAAGAGCUUAAGACACGCCUACCGGAAACGAUCGCAAGGGUCGGCUAUUUUGUGGGCAAGACUUUCACGGCUGACGUCAUCGAGAAAAUGGCGAAUCACUGCUCGUUCGCUGAGAUGAGCGCCAAUCAGAUGGUGAACCGGGAGGUGUCGGUGGACACCCAGGUGUUUGAUAUGAGCGAGACUAAGUUCAUGCGUAAAGGCAUUAUCGGUGACUGGAAGUCUAUGUUUAAUGCAAAACAGUGCAAACAGUUUGAUGUCAAGUAUAACCGACGUCUCGAGGAACUGGAUAUUAAACUUGAUUAUAAUUUGUAGGGUUAUAGUGGGGUAAAAGCCCUUUAUCUGUGAGAUUUCUCG